AUGGUAUCAAGAGCCACCAUGGGAGAUCAAGAAUCCAUCAGUCCGCUCCCUCCCUCCUACACAGCCAUCUCUGCUUCAACCUCCACCGCCUUCAACAUUCCAGCCAAUCUCAAAUUCCUGGUUUCUAACAUCAAGAACUUAAUUCCCUACUCCCUCACGUCUGAAAAUUAUCCCAUAUGGCGGACACAAAUUCUUCAACAGUUCCUUGCCAAUGAUUACGCCGGUCAUCUCACGGGGCAAAAUUCUCCUCCGGUAGACGCUUCCACCGUUGAGUACAAAAUCUGGCAAACCGCUGACAGUAAUCUCCUCUCUGCUUUAUUCUCUACGAUUUCUCAAUAUAUUCUUCCUUAUAUCAUCACCUCCACCACCACUCAUGAGGCAUGGACGGUUCUUGAACGUCGUCUCCAACCAACAAGCCGCUCCCGCGUCAUCCAGUUAAAGAAUGAACUAUACCACGUUCAACUCAAAGAUCUUAGCAUUCAACUAUACCUUUCCCAUAUCAAAUCUAUUGUGGACAAUAUCUCUGCCUCCGGAUCCAAGAUAGAUCCCGAAGAUACGAUCAUCCACUUUCUUUUAUCGUUCCAAGAAUUUUAUGCAUUCUCCACGCAGUCAUGGGCUUCACCAUCAGGCAGGCCAAGUGUACCUAGCCAUUCUUCAUUGUAUUUAAAGCAUUAUGCAGUUGUGCCUGCAUUUGGAGUCCUGCCACCUCCAGCCAUUCGCCCUCAACACUUGCCUCCAAAUGUUAUACGACUACUAUUUUAA
Molecule: messenger RNA, 762 nt
Organism: Dendrobium catenatum
Lineage: Eukaryota; Viridiplantae; Streptophyta; Magnoliopsida; Asparagales; Orchidaceae
Exons: 2
Coding region: 1-762 (253 amino acids)
Source: RefSeq, a predicted model, not a curated record